UUAUAUAGUAACAGUUUUGUCAAUCUUAUUAUUCCUAAGGCAUUCAAAAAUUGGAGGCUUUAUGGAAAUGAACAGCAUUAGCCUUCUUUACCUCCCAGAGCAAUAAAGAGGCUUCAUAUCUGGGAGACAUUUUAUAGGGGAGACAUUGUAUAUCCCCCCAACUCUUAGGAGUAGCACAAAACCAACCCUAUCUACAAAUAACACAAGGAAAAACAAAAGAAUGUGUUCUUCCUCAGGCUAUUGACAUGGCAGGGACAAUAAAAAAACACAUUUCAACAAUCAAUGCAGAGCCAUCUUGACUGAAAGAUGUAUAUUUAAUGAUGGACGUUCCCCAGAGUUUUACUACGGUCUUUAAAACCCUGCUGAACCAUAAAUCUUGUCACUUCCCAACUAAAAUCCUGUCAAUAAUUUUACUGUAAUAUCUGUAGGAAAUUCUAAGGUUGAAGCCCCACUUUAUUACUGUAAUAAUAGAUCUAAUUUGUAAAACAUAUAAAAUGUGGUCAUAACCAUAUUGGCAUGGGAGAGAUAUAUGAUCCUUCCACCAUUGAGUAGAUUUUAUAGAUUUUAAUCCAGAUGCAAAAUUAAGGAAAAGAAGGAAAACUCACAACAACCCAAAAGAAAGUUUUGAGCUCUUGAGCACAUUUGGAGAGCAACUUUGGACAAGAGAGUACACCUCCAGUUCCUUUUUUAGCCAUCAAACUGAAGAGGCAGCUUUGAGCCUUUAUAUACCUGACUGAGAGAAUAAGAUAUCAAUAGGGCUCAUUGCAAUGAAAGAACAAAGUUCUGCCCCAGUAGCAGUUCUAGGCUGUUCUAAAGGUUGUUUUGGUUCCCAUACUUAUAGAUACAAAAUAUCUAUAUCUGUAUCUAAUUUAAAAACAAUUGUACUAUCCAUAGAUUAUUUUUUUAUCUGAAGUGCAGAAUAGUAUACCAGGGUCUUCUUCAUAGGACACAUCUGCAAUGCACAGUAGUUUGGAAAUAUCAUGAUGUUACAUGACUCGCCAAAUAAUGUGAUAAUGCUGAGAAAAUUGAAAGGCAGUAGGAAAACUAUAUUACAGAUUCAUUGAUUCAAUAAAUUAAGUCACAGCCCCAAGCUUACAAGACAACAGGGCAGGGUCUCUUGCACAUUUCUCAUUCAGUGUCACCAUAAGUCAAAGACAGCUUGAUGGCAAAUAACACCUAGAUCUUUGCCUUGAAACCUUUUAGAAGGCAAAACUGGAUUUUUAAAAUGUUGCCUAGCCUUAGUUCAUUCCCAUUGGUUCUGUGAUAUCAGUCUAUCAGGAACUGCAGAAGUGAAUUUUAUUAUUAUUAUUUACCUUAUUUCUACCCUGCCUUUCUCUACCUCUAAGGGGACUCAAGGCAGCUUACAUAUGGCAACCAUUAGAUGCCUUGAAAACAUACAAAUGAUGACUUAAAAACAAUUAAAAUUUGAAAAUUAAUACAUAUUAAACAAUUAAAGCAUUUCAAAACAGUUACAUUCAGUAUUAGAAUCACAUCAUCUAAAAAUCAUAAUCCCAGGCCGUUCCGUCAUCAAAUUGUACAUAAUUCCAGGUCUAUGAUUGCAUUCUACUAAUUGCUGAAAACCUGGAUAUGGUGGUUUCAUAAUGGUAUUCAGUUAAUCAGCAUUGACUAUUUGUAUUGUCCUGAUCUGGAAAGGUAUGGAACAGGUCAAAUCUUAGAACAUUUUCUUUUGUGGAUCUACAUUUCCCAGACCCCAUUUGCUGAUUGCAGGAAUCGGAGAACUUUAAUACAAAUGAAUCCUAUCUAUUGCAAUGGCAACCAACUGAGAACCCCUUUGGCUACCUUCUGUUGGGUUAUUGUGGCAGUGUAACUCUGGGUUGUAUGAUUUUUUCAUGCUUACAUAGGGAGGUUUCCGGUAUGCCUUUCCAUAGAAACUUCCUCAUUCCCCUGCACUGUAACAUGAAACUAAAGUCUGAACUGAUGGCCAGGUUCAGUUCCACCUCCCAUGACUCUAAACAAGUAAACAACUGUGAGGACAGCAUAGAAUGGCUAUAUGUUUUAUCGCACCACAUGCCCUCCUUCCAUAUUGAGAAAAACAUCAUCUACAAACCAAGAGGUCAGCAAAAAGGAAAAAACCCAGAAGACAGUUCGAUUCCAGGAAAAAGAAGAGAUUAUUGGAUAUGGUGGUGGUUCCUGUGACUUCAUUGUUGCACCUCGGAGGCCAUCAAGCAUUUCGCCUUUGUUCCUGGGGAUUUUCCUUUUUUGCAUGAUUCUGCUGUUGGCUGCAGGUUUAUACUACAACAGCAGGAGGCACAAAUUCAAAGUCUUGGAAGAAGUUCACUCCCAGCUUGUUAUCGUCAUCUUUCAGAUCAGACACGUUGCUUUGAAAUGUUGGACUUGGUUUGUGAGGCAAUAGACCGCCGUAAGCAGGGAGCCAUGCCGGGCUGAAAACAAUGGGCUACUUUAUGUCUGGUUGCAUUUGAAGAAAUAAAGGCUGCUUUUUUUACUAAACAUA
This is a messenger RNA of Anolis carolinensis (green anole), 2473 nucleotides long. RefSeq names its product chromosome 1 C14orf180 homolog (gene c1h14orf180). The coding region runs from base 2012 to 2374 and encodes 120 amino acids. The transcript is spliced from 4 exons. Lineage: Eukaryota; Metazoa; Chordata; Lepidosauria; Squamata; Anolidae. The record is from RefSeq and is a predicted model, not a curated record. Gene Ontology annotation, cellular component: plasma membrane.